Messenger RNA from Cricetulus griseus (Chinese hamster), 1060 nucleotides. The record is from RefSeq and is a predicted model, not a curated record. NCBI's taxonomy places the organism in Eukaryota, Metazoa, Chordata, Mammalia, Rodentia, Cricetidae.
AUGACCCCCUUCUCACCCCCUCCCACACCUGUGCUGGGAAACCUUUCCCAGGGCUUUGGUUCUAUCCAGGACCGGGAAGGCGAGAGUGGGGGUCUGAUUCCACUACCACCACCCCAGUCCUUGGACUGUCACGUUGCCAGCAGAAGCAUCAGCAGCUGUGACCAGCUCCUGCCCUUACGUCAUGAUCUGUUCAUCAGUGCCCACAAAGACUGCCCCAGGCCACAGGGCACAGCCCUCCUGAAUCGGGAUCUGCCCUCCAGCCCUCAUCCACCUGUCAUGGCUCCAGACCGUGUUGCUGGCAAGGACAAGCAGAUGGAUUUCUGUUGGGAUCCGUGGCAGAGGUGCUUCCAGACCACCAACGGCUACAUAUCCGACUCUAGAGCCUGCCCCAGCAACUACAGUGUGGCUGCCCUGGCCACCUCAUCCCUUGUGGGGGUGGUACAGAGCAUGAAGGACCACAUCACAAAGCCCACAGCCAUGGCUCGCGGCCGAGUGGCUCACCUCAUCGAGUGGAAAGGUUGGAGCGCCCAGCAGUCAGGCUGGGAGCUGUCCCCAGCCGAGGACGACCAUUACUGCUGUCUCCCUGAUGAGCUGCGUGAGGCCCGCUUUGCUGCAGGUGUCGCGGAGCAGUUUGCUAUCACGGAGGCCACUCUGAGUGCCUGGUCCUCCCUGGAUGACGAAGAAAUGCAGCCAGAGGACAGUACCCAGGGCGCCUUCCAGCUUCAAGACCUGGAGAGCGUCUACCUUCAGGACAGCCUCCUGAGUGGCCCUUCACAGGAUGACAGCCUCCUAGCCUGCUCCCCUGGCCUCACCCUCGAUGACGGCUGGCCCUCACCGGAGGAACCCCCUAGCCCCACCCAGCAGCAUCGGCAGCGACUGCCAGGGGCUCAGGGGCCUGGUGGCGGGGCCCAUUUACAUGGUUCCCUGCCAUCAGUGGACAGUGGCUCUCUCUCAGAAGAGGAGGAUGAAGUGUUCUAUAACUGAGGCCAGCCGGUGUCUGCACACCUUGCUGGGAGCCCAGCUGUACCACGGCAUCGGUCCAGUACUGGGCAUCUCUUGA